AUGAGGCCAGACCAACAAUGGAUGUAUCAAAGGCGAACAAGAGGAUUAAUUGAUCCUAUGUUUAUAGUUGGAAUAAAUUCAUUUGUGGAGUUUGCUAAGGCUCACCUAAAUUGUCUUGAUGGUCAGUUGAUGAGAUGCCCAUGUAAUCAGAAGAAGUGUCGUAAUUGGAAAUUUUUGGAUAAAGAUACUAUUAAAUCACACAUUGCUAAGUAUGGUUUUGUAGAGAAUUAUGAAACCUGGAUCCAUCACGGGGAAAGUGACGAUAUUGAUGUUCUUAGUGAAAAUGCAGUAGUUGGAGAGGCGUUUGCUCAACAUGUUGGGGUUGAUAAUAUGACUCCAUUGGAGACCAUGAUUCGUGAUGCUGCUGGGCCUUCAUUUCAAUCAGAUGACUAUGAAGACAACCCAACUCCAUCAAUUCAACAUGUUUAUGACAUGCUUAGAGCAGAACAACAAGAGUUAUGGCCUAAUAAUCCUAAUGGAAUCUCAAAGUUGUCUGUUGUUGCUAGAUUAAUGAAUUUGAAGGCAGAACAUCAUUUUUCUGAAAGAUUGUAUGAUGAUUUUUGCCAAUUGAUGAAAGAAUGCCUCCCAACAGAUAAUGUUAUGGUUGAUGGAUUUUAUGAAACAAAACAGUUAGUUAGAGGGCUGGGGUUACCUGUUGAACAAAUUGACUGUUGCAAACGGGGCUGCAUGUUGUACUGGGGUGAAGAUAGUGAAUUGACGACUUGCAAAUUCUGCGACCAUGACAGGUUCAAGAAAGGUAGAAUUGAUACUGAUAGCCGAAAAGCAAAUAUAGCAUACAAGAAAAUGUUCUACUUUCCUUUGACUCCUCGUCUUCAGAGGUUGUAUGCAUCUAAUGCCACAGCCAAGCAUAUGGUAUGGCAUGAAAGACAUGAAAUGGAUAAUGAUGAUGUGAUGCGGCAUUGCUCAAAUUCUCUUGCAUGGAAGCACUUUAAUAGCAUGCAUCCAUCAUUUGCAUCUGAGUGCAGGAAUGUCAGAUUGGGUUUAUGUACAGAUGGGUUUCAACCAUUUGGGCAAUCUGGUCGGCAAUACUCAUCAUGGCUGGUGAUAAUCACACCAUACAAUUUACCACCUUGGAUGUGCAUGAAAGAAGAGUACAUGUUUCUCUCAAUAAUUGUUCCAGGUCCGUCAAAUCUAAAAGAUAAAUUGGAUGUAUUUCUACAACCUUUGGUAGCUGAGUUGAAAGAUUUAUGGGAGGUUGGAGUAGAGACUUAUGAUGUAGCUAGAAAGCAAAAUUUUAUGAUGAAAGCUGCAUUAUUGUGGACAAUUAAUGAUUUUCCAGCCUACUCAAUGUUGUCUGGUUGGAGUACAACAGGAAAAUUAGCAUGCCCAUACUGCAUGGAGGAUUUCGAUGCUUUUACCCUAACAAAAGGUGGAAAGGCAUCAUGGUUUGAUAAUCAUCGUAAAUUUUUGUCUCCAGAUCAUCCUUACAGAAGGAAUAAGAAAAGGUUUAGGAAAGGAAAUGUAAUAAAGAAAUGUGCACCUCGAGUCAAAUCUGGAUUUGAAAUACUCAAAGAAAUUGAGAGCUUUGGGCUUUAA
Messenger RNA from Dioscorea cayenensis subsp. rotundata (Guinea yam), 1557 nucleotides. RefSeq lists its product as uncharacterized. The record is from RefSeq and is a predicted model, not a curated record. Lineage: Eukaryota; Viridiplantae; Streptophyta; Magnoliopsida; Dioscoreales; Dioscoreaceae. The transcript has a single exon. Bases 1 to 1557 code for a protein of 518 amino acids.